GCGAGGGGGCGGGCCCGGCGCUGAGGGAGUCGCCAGUACCGGAUGAGGAGCCUCGGAGGGGAAGUUUGGCCGCGGGGCCUGUGAGCACCGGGAGCGGCACCGGAGCCUCAGCACCGGGGCCAUGGGGAACCGGGGCAUGGAGGAGCUCAUCCCGCUGGUCAACAAGCUGCAGGACGCGUUCAGCUCCAUCGGCCAGAGCUGCCACCUGGACCUGCCGCAGAUCGCCGUGGUGGGCGGGCAGAGCGCGGGCAAGAGCUCGGUGCUCGAGAACUUCGUGGGCCGGGAUUUCCUGCCCCGUGGCUCUGGGAUCGUCACCCGGAGACCCCUCAUCCUGCAGCUCAUCUUCUCCAAGACAGAAUAUGCCGAAUUCCUGCACUGCAAAUCCAAGAAAUUCACGGAUUUCGACGAGGUCCGACAGGAAAUCGAGGCCGAGACCGACCGGGUGACGGGGACCAACAAAGGCAUCUCCCCCAUCCCCAUCAACCUCCGCGUGUACUCCCCCCACGUCUUGAACCUGACCCUCAUCGACCUGCCGGGCAUCACCAAGGUGCCGGUGGGGGACCAGCCCCAGGACAUCGAGUACCAGAUCCGGGACAUGAUCCUGCAGUUCAUCAGCCGCGAGAGCAGCCUCAUCCUUGCUGUCACCCCUGCCAACAUGGAUCUGGCCAACUCGGAUGCGCUCAAGAUGGCCAAGGAGGUGGAUCCACAAGGCCUGAGGACCAUCGGCGUCAUCACCAAGCUGGAUCUCAUGGAUGAAGGCACAGAUGCCAGGGAUGUGCUGGAGAACAAGCUGCUUCCUCUGCGGAGAGGCUACAUCGGUGUGGUCAACCGGAGCCAGAAGGACAUCGAUGGCAAGAAGGACAUCAGGGCAGCGCUGGCUGCCGAGCGCAAGUUCUUCCUCUCCCAUCCCGCUUACCGGCACAUGGCCGACCGCAUGGGCACCCCCCACCUGCAGAAGGUCCUCAACCAGCAAUUGACCAACCACAUCCGGGAGACGCUGCCCUCCCUGCGGAGCAAGCUCCAGAGCCAGCUCCUAUCCCUGGAAAAGGAGGUGGAGGAAUACAAGAACUUCCGGCCGGAUGAUCCCACCCGGAAAACCAAAGCGCUGCUGCAGAUGGUCCAGCAGUUCGGGGUGGACUUUGAGAAGCGGAUCGAGGGCUCCGGGGACCAGGUGGACACACUGGAGCUGUCUGGUGGUGCCAGGAUCAACCGCAUCUUCCAUGAGAGAUUCCCUUUUGAGCUCGUGAAGAUGGAGUUCGACGAGAAGGAUUUGAGGCGAGAGAUCAGCUAUGCCAUCAAGAACAUCCAUGGAGUGAGGACGGGGCUCUUCACCCCCGACCUGGCCUUCGAGGCCAUUGUGAAGAAGCAGGUGGUGAAGCUGAAGGAGCCGUGCCUCAAGUGCGUGGACCUCGUCAUCCAGGAGCUCAUCAACACGGUCCGGCAGUGCACCAGUAAGCUUGGAUCCUACCCCCGGUUGCGGGAGGAGACGGAGCGCAUUGUGACCACACACAUCCGGGAACGGGAGGGCAGGACCAAGGACCAGAUCCUGCUGCUGAUCGACAUCGAGCUCUCCUACAUCAACACCAACCACGAGGACUUCAUUGGCUUUGCCAAGAGAGACAGCGCCCAGCAGAGGAACACCCAAGCCAACAAGAAAAGAGCCAUUCCCAACCAGGGGGAGAUCCUGGUGAUCCGGAGGGGCUGGCUCACCAUCAACAACAUCAGCAUCAUGAAGGGAGGAUCCAAGGAAUACUGGUUCGUGCUGACGGCAGAAUCCUUAUCCUGGUACAAGGAUGAGGAGGAGAAGGAGAAGAAAUACAUGUUGCCUCUGGAUAACCUGAAAAUCCGGGAUGUGGAGAAGGGAUUCAUGUCCAACAAACACGUCUUUGCCAUCUUCAACACGGAGCAGAGGAACGUGUACAAGGAUCUCCGUCAGAUCGAGCUGGCCUGUGAUUCCCAGGAGGAUGUGGAUAGCUGGAAAGCCUCUUUCCUCCGCGCCGGAGUCUAUCCGGAGAAAGACCAAACGGAGCCGGAGGACGGUGCUCAGGAGAACACGUUUUCCAUGGAUCCCCAGCUGGAGCGGCAGGUGGAGACCAUCCGCAACCUGGUGGAUUCCUACGUGGGAAUCAUCAACAAAUCCAUCCGGGAUCUCAUGCCAAAGACCAUCAUGCACCUCAUGAUCAACAACACCAAGGACUUCAUCCACUCGGAGCUCCUGGCCUACCUGUACUCCUCGGCCGACCAGAGCAGCCUGAUGGAGGAGUCUGCAGAGCAGGCUCAGCGCCGGGAUGAGAUGCUCCGGAUGUACCACGCGCUCAAGGAGGCUCUGCUCAUCAUCGGGGACAUCAGCACCAGCACCGUGUCCACCCCCGUGCCCCCCCCCGUGGAUGACACCUGGCUGCAGACGGGCACCGCAUCCCACAGGUGCGGCCCCAUUCCCAUGCCCUUCCCGAUGGGAAUCGUGGGCUCCAUCACUGAUCCUCUCUCUGUGCUCUCUCCGCAGCCCCCCCCCCCAGCGCCGCCCCUCCAGCAUCCUGCCCCCCGGCCGCCCCCCGGCCGUGCGGGGUCCCACACCAGGGCCUCCGCUCAUCCCCAUCCCUGUGGGAGCCCUUUCCUCCUCUUCCUCCUCUUCCUCCUCCUCCUCGGCCGCCCCCCCCAUCCCAUCCCGUCCCGGACCCCAGCUCCUAUUCCCUGCCAACAACGACCCCUUCUCGGCGCCGCCGCAGAUCCCGCUGCGUCCUGCCCGCAUCCCACCGGGAAUCCCGCCCGGAGUGCCCAGCAGGAGGCCCCCGGCCGCUCCCAACAGACCCACCAUCAUCCGCUCGGCUGAGCCCUCCCUCCUCAAUUAGGGCUUGGGAAUGGGGCUAUGGAAGUGGAGGGGGGGGGACACAGGGAACCCCCCCCCCCCAGAGCCCUAUGUCUAACCCCUGGUUGUGCCCCCCCCCCCCCCAUAACCCACUAUGGAUUAGAGAUGAUUUGGGGGGGGGUCACCAUUGCACUUUGUCCCCAGCUCCGGCGCUGUGGGGCUGAUCCCAGCCCUGCUCCUUUGCUUCCUUCCUCCUUCCCUUCCUCUUCCUCCUUCCCACAUCCCCCCCCCCCAAAUUUUGUAUUAAUAUAUUCUCUAUAAAAUCAAUGAUUUUGGGGCUUUCUCCCCCUUAUCCCGA
Melopsittacus undulatus (budgerigar) is the source of this 3164-nucleotide messenger RNA. RefSeq names its product dynamin 2 (gene DNM2). Lineage: Eukaryota; Metazoa; Chordata; Aves; Psittaciformes; Psittaculidae. The transcript has 21 exons. The record is from RefSeq and is a predicted model, not a curated record. Gene Ontology annotation, biological process: synaptic vesicle endocytosis. Gene Ontology annotation, molecular function: microtubule binding; GTPase activity; GTP binding. Gene Ontology annotation, cellular component: microtubule; membrane; synapse. The coding region runs from base 122 to 2830 and encodes 902 amino acids.